This is a messenger RNA of Ambispora gerdemannii, 1368 nucleotides long. Lineage: Eukaryota; Fungi; Glomeromycota; Glomeromycetes; Archaeosporales; Ambisporaceae. The record is from the annotation of a GenBank genome assembly.
AUGUCUUUUGUAUUGGCGAAUUUUGAAUUUUUUUCUUCGACUUUUAAGGAAUUUAGAGUUUCAAUUAGUAAUCGAUAUCCGUCUUCGCCCACAUCUAACGAUAAUAAAAAUGAUAAUGGAUGGCAUUUGUUGGGUGAAUUUAAAGCAAAGAAUUCUAGAGAAAUGCAAUUAUUUGAAGUACGUGACCCGGUAAUAUGGGCAAGAUAUUUAAGAAUCGAUUUUUUGACACAUUAUGGGAAUCAAGUUUACUGUCCUGUUAGUUUACUGAGAGUUCAUGGUACUACAAUGAUCGAGGAGUAUAAAAAUCGCGAGGAAAAUAACCGGAUGCUUAGUGAUGAAAGUUUUGUUGGUGAUUUUGAUACUAAUAACGACGUGAAUGGUAACAAUCAUAAUACUGUUAUUAAUGGUGACGGUAUUGAUGGAUCUGGCUCGAAUUUCUUGAACAAUAACGACGAUAUAAUGAAUAAUAAUAUGAUUGAUAGAUUACGUAGAUACUCUUUCUCUGGUGAGAAUAAUAACGGCAAUAACAAAGAUACAAAUCAAGACAAUUUAGAUAUACCUGGAGAUGAUAAUAUGGUGGAUACAGAUCUCUUUGGGUAUUAUCCUUGGGAAAUAAGCGGAACUUGUCCUAUUCCACAUACUUUCGAGUAUAAAUUCACGCUGGCGCCUCAUUAUAAAAAAAUACAACAAAAUAAACCAAAAAACCAAAAACCAGAACAGCAACAUCAUGAGUCACAAUUAGAUAGAAUAAUGAACAUUUGUCUAAUAGAUCAAUCUCCUCGAAUACCCUCUCCUUUGUAUGAUGAAGAGAUCACUGAUUCAACUUCUAAAAACGAAAAUAGUUCAUCAUCAAACAAUCAAACUUCAUCAAAUUCAACCAAGCCAACUACAACUACAACCAUCACUACUGCCACUGCCAAAACAACGAAUAAUACAUCACCACCAUCUUACAUCGGAUCAGGAACACUGAGUAUCUAUCAGAAGAUUCAAAACAAGAUAUCGAAUUUAGAAGCGAAUGCCACAUUCUUUCGACGGUACUUGGAGGAACAAAGUAAUCUGUUGGAGAAUAUUUGGAAACGUUAUCAAGAAUCGGAAACUAAAUGGCAGCAAAUGAUCUGGGGAUUAAAUCAAACUGUGGAAAUGUUGACAAAAGCCCAAGAACAAACACGCGAUGCAAUAAAACGUAUUGAGAAUGACGUGCGACAUAAUAACCAACAUAUUAAUAUAUUGAAAUCUGAUUUACAUCGAUUAUAUAUUCAGUUGAUGGUUAUCGAAGCAUUUGUAUUGCUGAUGAUGCUAGCGCUCUGUUUUGGUGGAGCGCAUGUUUAUCGGGCUUUAAAACAUAUUGAAUAUGUUAAAUGGCAAUAA